AUGAAGAACGGUCCUGCCGACGGCUCAUCACCGGCACAGGGCCCUCCCUACGACCCGACGACAGGGUUCCCCUCGACCGGCGUCCUGCCCGUGGUCCCGCCCGAUCUGCUGCCAGACAAAAACCCACGAAGCAACGCGGCGACGGCAGCAUCGGCAGCGGGCGUGCGGGCCCUCAGCGCCCAGGCCAUCGCCUUUUACUUCCGCGCCCCCGUCAAGGCCUUCUUCCGCACGCGCGUCGACUACCUCGCCUGGGCCCGCAGCGUGCACCUCGACCAGAUCCAGCAGCAGCUGCAGCGACGCGAUCCGGCGUCGGCGGCCGCGCGGUCGCGGUUCCAGAACGGCCUGCGCCACACGUGGGACUGGCUGCGCGGCACGACGCCCGGCGUCCUGACGACGGCCAUCCGCCGUCACGGCUGGGGCGUCGUGCCCAACCAGAUCCUGCCGCCGCUGCUGGCCAACCUGCACGAGCAGAGCGCGAGAGCCCGCCGCACCGUCUACCCGCCGCCCGAGCCCGUCCACACCUUCACCGCCGGCCUGCUCGCCGGCGCCCUGCAGAGCCUCGUCGCCGCGCCCCUCGACGCCAUCCAGGCCCGCUACGACCACCGCGACCUCAUGCCGCCGGCCGACGGGCGUGCCGCCGCCGCCCCCAAGAGCAUGUGGACCUUCAGCGCCGAGAAGCUGCGCGAGAUUGGCCCCGGCGGCAUCUUCGCCGGCUACGGCCUCUCGCUCCUCAAGGACGGCCUCGGCAGCGCCGUCUUCUUCAGCACCUUUGAGUACGUCAAGGCCCAGAGCUACUACCGUUUCGUGACGUGGUACUACGGCGACCUCAACGAGGACAUGGCCAACCUUUUGGCGACGCGGCGGCCGACGCGCGCCGGCCCCCGCGCCGACGACAACGACGGCAUCACGCCCCUCAUCAUCAAGCCGCACUACGCCAUCGAGCCCCUGUUCCUGCUGCUCGCCGGCGUCACCGCCUCGUUCGCCCAGCAGGCCGUCAUGCACCCGUUGACGCACUUUCAGCUCGAGCACUGGGACCACCUCGAGGACAUUGACCAGAAGACGGCGACCAUGCGGGCCGACGCCGCCGCCCGGGGCGGUGCGCCGGCCCGGGGGUCCAUCUUCCGCAUCUACUACCACGCCUACCAGGAGACGUGGGCGCAGUGCGAGGCGGCCGCCGCCGCCCAGGGCCGGAGCGUUCGCAGCUGGCUGUACCGGGGGUUCUGGUGGAACACGAUCCGUCAGGUGCCGAGCACGAGCGCCGGCCUCAUCAUAUUUGAGCUCGUGCGCAGGAAGUACGGUCUGCGCAGCGACGAAGUGCGCAUCAACAAGGACGGCUACGAUAUCCAGCUGAACUAG
Messenger RNA from Verticillium dahliae VdLs.17, 1356 nucleotides. RefSeq lists its product as uncharacterized. The coding region runs from base 1 to 1356 and encodes 451 amino acids. Gene Ontology annotation, molecular function: L-ornithine transmembrane transporter activity. The record is from RefSeq and is a predicted model, not a curated record. Lineage: Eukaryota; Fungi; Ascomycota; Sordariomycetes; Glomerellales; Plectosphaerellaceae. Gene Ontology annotation, biological process: mitochondrial L-ornithine transmembrane transport. The transcript has 2 exons.